Pyricularia oryzae 70-15 is the source of this 2239-nucleotide messenger RNA. RefSeq lists its product as uncharacterized. Gene Ontology annotation, cellular component: endoplasmic reticulum membrane. Bases 1138 to 2097 code for a protein of 319 amino acids. Gene Ontology annotation, biological process: regulation of store-operated calcium entry. The transcript has 2 exons. NCBI's taxonomy places the organism in Eukaryota, Fungi, Ascomycota, Sordariomycetes, Magnaporthales, Pyriculariaceae. The record is from RefSeq and is a predicted model, not a curated record.
GGGACAAUGUCAGCGCCGAUCGUUCCAGAUACCAUGCCAGCUUAUGUUUUUGAGUCACCGUCUCUGCUCACCCAAGGAAUCGUCUUCAUUCGUUUCUUCUUCUUCUUCUUUCGUGUCGCAUGACUAGACCGGGUGUAGUGCAGACCAGCCCACCUCACUACCGCGAUAGCGGCAUCUCGCCUAAACCAUUGGGUGGAGGGAGGUCAGCAAAUCAACGGUUGGUGGACAUGCCCGAAAACCCGAGUCCGAAAUGAUGACCCCAUUCUUUGCAGUUCUUUUGCGCCGCACUUCUUUUUCAUCGGCCCAUGGAUUUUGAUAGCGCCGCGCUUUGUCUCUCUUCUUGAGAGAUACCGGGAGCCGGAAAGGAUUUCGGAUGUGAUCAGCCACCAAUAGUAGGCUCUAGAAGACGUGAUAAUGUGUUGAAAUGUAAGUGCAUAUGUGACUCCAGUAUAAUUGGUACAGAAUGGGUGAAAUGCCAGGCACGUCUUAUCUGUUGUUGUUUUUAUGUUCAGACGACAUCAAGAACUACAAACCUCAUUUAUGCUAAGCUUUCAGGUCAAAAAUUCCCUGCGGCGGCUAACGCAUGCAAUUAAAUUAAACCUUUUCGUGUCAUCUGAACCAAAAGUAUUUUGCCAAUCUGCCACCAAAGAAGCAUGAACUAGAUCAGAACUUUCCUCCCUGGCUACCAAAUCAGGAGGCAAAAAGGAGCAAAUCAGAAAACGUGACAAAGGAAAAGCUAUCGCAGUUGCUCAGCCUCGUGGCCCAAACUUGCCAGCUGUCCUUUACUAACGGACAAAGAUCUGUGGCAAUGCCUCUACGAAAUAGGUAAACAAGAGUCGCAUCCAACAUUUGUAUACGCAAAACUGCUAGAACCAGCAUUUUUUAUUUCGUGCGGUGUCCAAUCGAAACUGCGCCGGUUUCGCGACGCGACGUCAUUUGAAUUUAUUUUUUGGGUCGUUCGAAACUACGCUAGUAUCACGAACGGUGUGUCUGCUGCACGUCAAGUAAACAAUCCGCACGGUCGGCCCAGACAACUGGCACACAACGCGAAUUAGGUACGAACGGACGGUGUAAGACCUAUCAAUAAGGAGUCAAUUACCUGACUUGCCAAAACAUACAUCACCGAUUCUUUUCGUAAUGUUGCUUGAUUUUCUCUACCCCGCCGUGCUCCUGGUGGCCUCAAGCGGCCUUGCCUCCCCAGCCGCCGCCGCAAAGCCCAAGAACGCCAUCCUCCUAUCUGAUGUCCAAUCCCUCACGCUCCGCGCGGGCCGUCAGACCUCGCACCGCCGGGUGGCGGCCAUGCCGCAGCUCAAGUGCGUGUCGUCUCGGGCCGUGUGCGCGCUGCACGAGGUCGACACCAUGCGCUGCGUGAAUCAGGGCUCCGGCUAUGGCUCUGAGGACAUACAGUGGUCGUGCAGCGCCUCGCUCCCGCCCGAGCUCAAGCUCGGCAGCACCGAGGUCAUGUGCGAGGGCUACAGCUCCCCGGAUGACCCCUACGUCCUUAGCGGCUCCUGCGGCGUCGAAUACAGGCUCGUCUUGACCGAGGAGGGUUCUCGCCGCUACCCGGAUCUCGACGGAGGCGGCGGCGGUGGUGGAAGCGACGGGAACUUGCCUGCCUGGUUGUUUUGGGUCUUCUUCAUCGCCGUCGUCUGCUGGAUUCUCUACAGUGCAUUCACUGCCCAACCCGGUGAGUUCCGUGGUCCGCGCCCAGGACGUAACAACUUCUGGGGUGGUGGAGGUGGUGGCGGCGGUCCCGGUCCGGGUUUCUUUGGCGGCGGUGGUAACGGAUGGAACGACCCCCCUCCUCCGUAUCCCGGCAACAAGCCUACAGGCAGUGGAGGUGGUUGGCAACCUGGAUUCUGGAGUGGCCUGGCUGGCGGGGCUGCGGCGGGUUACAUGGCUGGGAACCGUGGACGGAACAACACGGACAACAAUCGGGGCUAUGGAAGCUUUGGUAACAGCAGAAAUACUUGGGGUGGCGGCAGCUCCUGGGGCGGAGCAGGUGGUGCUGGCCCUUCGUCAUCCCGCGGCUCUGGAUCCAGUUCAAGUUCUGCCCGGUAUGAAAGCACAGGUUUCGGCGGCACAAGCAGGCGAUGAGCUUCCUGAAAGCCACCUUCACUCGGAUUAGACAAAUAAAUAGAUAUGAUUAUUUUUUUGCUAUCAUACAGGAAUUACAGCAGGACUUCGAGACACCAUACAUCCUCUUAAUCUAUCCUUGUUUGCUUUCUUAGCUCUCGUG